GCACGGGCAUUUUUUUAUUUUAUUUUUUUAGCGCUUAUUCGUAAAUAGAAAGUGUAUAUAAAACGUAUUUAAAGUUGAGUCAGAGCAAAAUAAUGUAGGUUAACGCGGCACGAAAUUAACUGUUGAAACGUAGGACAAGAGAGUUCUGUGUCGAUUACAAAAACAUUGUAUUUCAUUGCAACGGGUUUUUAAAAUAGCCAUUCAAGUUUAAUGUACCUUACUGGCCGAUAUUUCUGUGCAUUAAAAACUGCAUGAACUGUCGUAGGGGGCAAGUUUCAUUGCUGUCCAGAAAAACUGGAGGGCAUAUACAUUGAAACAGAUGGAAAAUAAAACAAGCACACAAUUGAAUAAAAUUAUUACGAAUAUGUGACACGUGAUAUGUCAAACACAAAGCCGCGUGAGUAUGGUCGAACCCCUUUUUAAACAUACCAUAACGGUCAAGUAUCCUGCUCGCUUAAACAAAGACGGAAGCCGAAAGGGGACUCAUUUCGUUUCAUAUCGAAGCUCUUUGUUCGACGUUAACUGGACCAAUCGGCGUGGAGGGGGGCGGAGUCUGCGGCAAAUGAACAAGCAGCGAGCUGAGGCGCUGGAGGAGAGCAGCAGAGAGAGAGACCGCACACAGCCAUCCAUCCAUCAUCCCUAACACCGUUUAUCGAAAGCCGGGCUGUCUGUCUCAGAGAAGUUCAGCUCCCACAGCUCGGAAGGUCAAGAACAUUGCCUCCAUUUACACCUGUGCCAGCCUCCCCCUCCUUUCCCUCGGCCUCUUUCUCACCCUCUCUCUGGGUCUCUCUCGCUCCGUCCUCAGUGACACCUGACAUGCGAGAGCAGGUGAACACAGCGAUCUGAGAGGUCUGUGCUGCGAUGUUGAUACUGGAAGUUUUCUCACCGCUCCUCCUCCUCCUCUCCAUCCUGUUGCCGCGCUACGGUUGCUGGGCGGCGGACAUUCCGGAGGACACUACAUCAGAGUUCUCGGUCAGACUGUACCACCGGCUGCAGGCGGCGGGGGAUCAGGAUAACAUCAUUUUCUCCCCGCUCAGCGUGGCUGUGGCCCUCGGGAUGGUGGAGCUGGGGGCCAGGGGGGCUUCACUGGAGGAGAUACGACAGACUGUAGGAUUCAGCCACCUUCUGCCAGGCGGGGAGUUCUCUUUGCUCCAGAACCUGACAGCGGCGCUGUCGGACGAUGACACCCACUACGUAAUCCGAUUUGCCAACAGCCUUUACCUGCAAGAAGGCGCCACCUUUAACCCUGAGUUUCUGCAUCUGAUGCGGAAGUACUUCCGGGCCGAUGUGGAAACGGUAGACUUCAGCGAAUCGGCAGCCGUGGCCGAGCAGAUCAACAAUUGGGUGGAAAAUCAUACUGAGAGUAAGAUCCGCGAGCUGGUAUCAGCAGAGGACUUCAGCAGCGUGACCCGCCUGACCCUGGUGAACGCUGUCUACUUCAGAGGCUCUUGGAAGAACCAGUUCAGGCCAGAGAACACCAGAACCUUCUCCUUCAGCAGAGACGACGGCUCUGAAGUCCAGACGCUCAUGAUGUACCAACAGGGGGACUUCUACUAUGGCGAGUUCAGCGACGGCACUCAGGAAGCCGGCGGCGUGUACCAGGUGUUGGAGAUGCCCUAUGAAGGGGAGGACAUGUCCAUGAUGAUCGUUCUGCCUCGGCAGGAGGUGCCACUGGCUUCCCUGGAGCUCAUCAUCAAAGCACCACUGCUGGAGGAGUGGGCUAACAAUGUCAAACGGCAGAAGGUGGAAGUCUACCUCCCCAGGUUCAAAGUGGAGCAGAAGAUCGACCUGAGGAGCACUCUGCAGGAGCUAGGAAUAAAGAACAUCUUCACCAACGAUGCUGAUCUCUCGGCCAUGACAGAUGGUAAGGACCUGUACAUUGGGAAGGCCGUGCAGAAGGCUUACCUGGAUGUGACAGAGGAGGGGGCCGAAGGAGCCGUCGGGUCAGGUAUGAUUGCUCUGACCAGGACUCUGGUGCUGUAUCCGCAGGUCAUGGCUGAUCACCCGUUCUUCUUUGUCAUCAGAAACCGGAGGACAGGGUCCAUCCUCUUCAUGGGCAGGGUCAUGACCCCUGAGGUCAUCGAGCCCAACGACCAUGACUUUGACUCCAUGUAACCACCGCGUGAGCUCCCUCGAGAUCCUGACGUCAUAAACGCUACCUAUCCUCUCUAUCGCCAUCUUCAGCUGUCUUUUAUACUCUUGACAAAAAGAUAUACAAACUGAAUAUUAUACGAUAUAUUAUAUAUUGAAAUAAGACAUACGACAUAUGAUGUGUUUUGAUACUGGAAGCUUUAAACUCCUGGAUACAGACAUGCAGGACAAGGAGGUUGUACAUAUUCUCUGGUGUAUGGUUUGUAUAUGAGAAAAGACGAGAAGAAGAAGAUAUGUAAUCCACGCACAACCCCUUUAAGUUCAGCCGCUUCGUGCUCACUUACGCAAACACACAAAAACUGUUUUCUCUCUACUUCUACAAUAUUUACUCUUUCAUACUCCAGAUACAGUAUGUGCACACUGUAGGUUUCACACUUUAAUUAUAUCCCUGUACAUUUGACAUUGUGUUCUAUAAAAUAUACAUAUAUAUGCUCCAUAUUUAUUGCAGAAUAAACAUGUGCAAACAUUUUGUCCCAAUACACUGAAUCUUAGUAAUGUAUCUGUUCCAGAGAGUAUUCUAGUAAUUGUUUUUACACUGUAGGCACAUGGCUUAACUGCUGAUGAACUAAUAUGCCUUAUCAUAUCUGAGUGGUUGAUUAAGGCGCAGCUGGGCAUCUCACAGGUGAGCAGAGGGGACUGCGUGACUAAGGCGGGUUGCUAUAGAGACGGCCUGGAGCAUGCAGGCGCAUUGAAAAAGAUCUGCGGCACUGUUUUGGAUGUACAUACAGGGAGAAACCGUAACACCAGCUGUAUUCAGUCUUUUACUCAAUAAAAACAUGAAUGUGUUCCCAUUA
Cyclopterus lumpus (lumpfish) is the source of this 2945-nucleotide messenger RNA. RefSeq names its product serpin peptidase inhibitor, clade I (neuroserpin), member 1 (gene serpini1). The record is from RefSeq and is a predicted model, not a curated record. The coding region runs from base 862 to 2115 and encodes 417 amino acids. The transcript has 10 exons. Gene Ontology annotation, biological process: negative regulation of endopeptidase activity. NCBI's taxonomy places the organism in Eukaryota, Metazoa, Chordata, Actinopteri, Perciformes, Cyclopteridae. Gene Ontology annotation, molecular function: serine-type endopeptidase inhibitor activity.